Molecule: messenger RNA, 552 nt
Organism: Nomascus leucogenys (northern white-cheeked gibbon)
Lineage: Eukaryota; Metazoa; Chordata; Mammalia; Primates; Hylobatidae
Exons: 4
Coding region: 1-369 (122 amino acids)
Source: RefSeq, a predicted model, not a curated record
AUGCCUCUUCAGCCGGGACCCCAGGAUGGACACAGAGCAGAUCUAAACUUCAUGUGCAGUGUGUGCAACAGCCCAGCUGGACUCACAGCCCAAGAGAUCCAGGCUCCAGAAACAGAGGAAUUUCAGGCUUCAGGAUUUCAGAAGCCAAAUUCCAUCUGGCCUAGUCUGCCUGGCUCACGGAAGGAGGUGGAACAGCUGUGCGCACAUCUGCCAGAGGAGCUCUUUAAAGAGCAGAGAGGAUGCUAUUUUCCUACCAGCAGUAGCAGCAGCAGGAUAAGAAAACUGAAGUUCACAGAAGUAAAAGUGACUUGUCCAAGACCUCACAGCUGUCAAGUAGAGAAACUGGGAUUUGGACGCAGGUCUGUCUGACUCCAGACACCGUGAUCUUAACCAUCGAGGCAGAGUUUCUACCUUUUAGGAAUUUCCAAAUAGAGGGGACAACCUCAGGACCUAAACAAUGCAGAAACACAGUCAAAAAUACAAAGAGCUAGGGAGUGACGCCUAUAUUGUGCUGUGAGGGUUAAUAUCGCUUCCUGUCAAAGGACAAUCUAA